AUGAGUUCUGCGCUGCGGGAAACAAUUUCCAACGCAGUAAGUUCUUUUCAGGAACGACAUGGAAACAAUCAAAAUUCUAACCCACACUUAAAUGACAAGGCAUCUGUACUUGUUGGCACAAAAGUAUUUAGAAAGUUACCUCUUAAUGUCAAAUUGUGUAAGCAAUCAUUGGUUAAAAUAUUAUUUUUGCUGAACAAUGGACGAGAUGAAUUUACAGAGGCUGAGGCCACUGAUGUAUUUUUCGGUGUAACACGCUUGUUUGAGUCAAAUGAUCAUUCCCUACGCAAAUUGAUGUAUUUAGUAAUUAAAAGUAUACGUGUUAGUGAAGCGGAAAGUUUAGUCGUUACUAGUUCACUAACAAAGGAUAUUAAUUCAAAUAAUACGUGCUACAAAGCGAAUGCGAUAAGAACCUUAGGUUGUAUUGUUGAUGGCUCAACUGCUGCUCAAAUUGAUAGACACCUAAAAGCAUCAAUAUUGGACAAAGAUCCAUUUGUCAAAUCUUGUGCUAUAAUUUGCGGGAUACAUAUUUUCGAAUCAAAUAGUGAAAUGGUAAAAAGAUGGACUAAUGAAGUGAUGGAAUGCGUUAAAAGCAAUAACCCAAUGGUACAGUAUCAUGCAUUAACUCUUAUGUUGAAAAUAAGAGGAGGUGACAAAUUAUUAUUAAUAAAGCUAGCAAAUACUUUAAACUCAUAUGUUAGUCCUUACGUGGAAUGCGUGCUUAUAAAAUUUUAUGUAGAUGUAUUGACAAGUGACAUUGGCGAGACUAAUGAAAGGCAAGUAAUUUGCUUUUUGAAAAAUUGCUUACUUAGCGAUUCACUAAUAACAAAAUUGGAGGCUUGUAAAGCAUUUGUAACUAUUGCUACAGAUCAUUAUGAGAAGUUUAAAAAUUUCGAUUUAUUCCCUUAUCACGAUGAGCUAUCCAGCGUCAUAUUGAUACUUAAAUCAUUUAUUACAUCGAAUGAUCGGUUUGUUAUUUUUUCCGGUAUUAAACAAUUGUUUUCAUUAUCACAAAUAAUGUCAAAUUUUGUCGAACCAUUAAAUAACCAAUUAGAGAUGUUACUUAAACAUGAUAAUAGAGCUAUAUCAUCAUUAGCGGUUGGCACAUUACUCAAAACUGGAAGUGAGUCCACUAUUGACAAUUUACUUACACGUGUCGUUGGAGUUUUGCAAGAUUCUUCAGAUGAUUUCAAAUUGGAAGUCGUUAAAGCUGUUGAGCAUUUGUGUAUAGUAUACCCGUCCAAAUGUAAACUUGUGAUAAGCUUUUUGUCUAAAGUAUUCCAAAGUGGCGGCUAUGAAUUCAAAAAUGCAACUGUAAAUUCAAUAAUCAACAUAAUAAACAGUGUGCCCUCUUGUAUGUUAUAUGGGUUGGAUCAUUUAUGUGAGUUUAUUGAAGAUUGUGAUUAUUCGCAUAUAAACAUACAAAUAUUGCAAUUUCUAUCAAAUGUUAUCCCCAAAACACCGGAUCCGUCUUCAUACAUUAGAUACAUUUACAAUCGUUUGAUUCUCGAGAAGUCAGAUGUACGCGCUGCUGUUGUCAGUUGUUUGGCCUUUAUCUCCCUAUCGUGCCCACAUUUGAACAAGGAUCUUUGUGUCAUACUUGCAUGUUGUCUGGAUGAUGUUGACGAGGAGGUUAGGGAGAGGGCCAAGGUUUAUUAUAAAGCUAUACGCGAUUCUGAUACUGUUGAAUUGGGAAAAUUAUUGGAUUUGGAGUUGUCCUAUGAUGUUGCGGCGUUGUCGUCUCAUUUGGAGGAUAGAGUCAGGAAUGGAUUGUGUGGAGACAAAUUUGAUAUUUCCGUUGCUAUAAAACCACCUACUCGAACCUCUACAAAAGAAAGUAAUGAUUCUCAAGUUAUACAACAACAAAUUGAUUAUAAUGAAAUUAUCAGAUCUAUAUUACCAGAACUAAAAGAUUUACAAUUACUUGUUAAAACUAAUCCAACCAAUUUGACUGAAGAUGAAGCUGAUUACGUAGUAUCUGUUGUCAAAUAUAUAUUUGAGAGUCAUAUUUUAUUCGAGUUCUUAGUCGAAAAUACUUUAGAAUUCGAACUUAAAGAUAUAAAUAUAUCACUAACUCCCAUAUCAACUGAACCACUCAACAUCGUUGGCGUGUUGCCAAUAGAUCACCUAAGUUAUGGCCAGCAAGAAUCAUUAUUUGUAUUAGUGAAGUACAACAACAAUUUGACAAUUGGAUGCAGCAGCGAAAAAUAUCUACUGGGAAGCUAUGGUAUUACUCUUUCAUUUAACAUAAUCGAAUCCCAAGAUUAUGACCCAUAUGAUGAUACUUAUACGACAAAUUCUAUGAGUUUAAGAGGAGGAGAUUACUUUACAAGUUGGCAAAUGGACAAAGAUACAUUUAUGGUGGAAUGGGAGGGUAAAGAUUUACAUGAAGAUAUAUCGAAUUAUGGAUUGAGUUUUAAGAGUAUCGAUAAGGCUGUGCCCGGAUUUAUUAAAUUUAUGAAUCUAACAGUAUGCCAUCAAAGCUCAGACAAUUUCCAGAAUUUGUUAUUGGCUGGAAAAUGUCUGGGUACCUGUAAAACACUAGUAAACGCUACUAUUGGAAUGUCAUCUUCUGGUUGCAUUCUCAGGAUGACCGUUAGAUCGCAAAAUAAAAAUGUUAACAAACUUCUACUUUCAUGCAUAGAAUGA
Babesia microti strain RI is the source of this 2646-nucleotide messenger RNA. RefSeq names its product Adaptin N terminal region. Bases 1 to 2646 code for a protein of 881 amino acids. Gene Ontology annotation, cellular component: endoplasmic reticulum; Golgi membrane; COPI vesicle coat. The record is from RefSeq and is a predicted model, not a curated record. NCBI's taxonomy places the organism in Eukaryota, Apicomplexa, Aconoidasida, Piroplasmida, Babesiidae. The transcript has a single exon. Gene Ontology annotation, molecular function: structural molecule activity. Gene Ontology annotation, biological process: endoplasmic reticulum to Golgi vesicle-mediated transport; protein secretion; intracellular protein transport.